GAUUGUGCGUGAAGCUAACGGGGAUGAAAAAUUCAAAGUACAAUAUGGACAUAAUUGCUUAUUAUGGAGCAAAUAAGGAAAAUAACACAAGAGAUGAUAUUAUCAACAUUGAUUCUAUAAGUAAUAAGAUAUUAGAUUUUUUUAAAAUACAAAACACGCAACAAAAAACAAAUAUCACACGAGCUAAAACAUCAACUGUAAUUGAAGAAACUAACGAGAACGCUGCCAAUAAUGAUGUCAAUUCACAUUCUAUAAUAAAUAAAAAGCGAAAAUUUGAGAGAUCAACAGAAAUUACGGAUUCAAGAAAAAAUAAUGAUGAAAUAACAGAUAAUUUUUCUGAUGUAUCACUCUCCACACACACACACAAGCGUGAAUCUAUUGCAGUAAUUGAUAAAAAUAAUAUUAAUCAUUUCAUUCUACGUAACAAUUCUUUGAUAAGUUAUGGUGAAUUUAAGAUUUUAUCAAAUUUUUCAAAUAUCGAGGAGCAACAGCAAAAAAUUCAAGCGCGAUCAUCGGAAAUCGCAUCAUUAAAUGAAGAUAUUGAUGCAAAAAUAAAAUCAUCCGAUGAGAUCAUAUCGAUGCAAAUGGAUAGCGAUCAAAGUCAAAAACUUUCAACGCAAAUUAAUGAGGAUCCUUUCGAAAGAAGAAAGUUACUGUUGGAUUUAAAUGUAAACAGCAAAUUGAUUGCUGUUCCAGGAUCAAUACAUAGAGUGAUUUUUGAUGCAACAAAUAACUGCAUCCUUCCAGUUAGAUAUGCAAUUCGAGCGAGAAGUUCUCCAUUUAGAAUCUAUAAUACCCAACCGAUUUUAUACAUGUGGUUACAUCCAGGACAAACAGAUCAGGUAGUUGUAGAGAUUUUUGUACCAGCUGGAACUCAAGAAACUGUCAAUACGCUUACACUGUCUAUCAUUGGUACAGAAAUAUUGGAAAAAACAGUACAGAUUUUUGUUCACAAUGAGCUUUCGAAAAAUAUUGAUAACGUAAAACCGACAAUUGAAUAUUGGUUUAAUAGCAACUGUGCCGGUAAAUUGGACAAAGAUCGUUGCGAAAAAACAUUUUGGAGUGCUGACAUUACUGUCCAAGAUUAUGAUUCAGGUUUAAAACGUGUAAUAGCAAUACCGAAUGGGUUAUACCCACGCACUAACUAUAUAAGUGGCACAAAGGAUCGAGUUACAUUUUACUAUUUAUCUACUUGCUGCACACCAACAGCUACAAUUACAGCAAUAGAUAUAUCGGAAAAUCAGUACACUCGUAAUAUUGAUGUAACAGCAUGGGACAACCUAUCACAAGGAGAAAUAGCAGCUGUCGUACUCGGUGCACUACUACUUCUUUUACUUAUAGUAUGUGUCAUUAUUGCAAUAGUAUAUUGUGUUCGUAAAAGGAAUAGUCAUGAUUUACCUUACACACAAAGAUAUGGCUCUAGAUCAAAACCUGCUCGAGCCGAAAGAACAAGUUUCUAACAGUAUUUGUAAGAA
This is a messenger RNA of Acromyrmex echinatior (Panamanian leafcutter ant), 1475 nucleotides long. RefSeq lists its product as uncharacterized. The record is from RefSeq and is a predicted model, not a curated record. NCBI's taxonomy places the organism in Eukaryota, Metazoa, Arthropoda, Insecta, Hymenoptera, Formicidae.